This is a messenger RNA of Ipomoea triloba (trilobed morning glory), 2136 nucleotides long. RefSeq lists its product as uncharacterized. The transcript has 9 exons. The coding region runs from base 131 to 1915 and encodes 594 amino acids. The record is from RefSeq and is a predicted model, not a curated record. Lineage: Eukaryota; Viridiplantae; Streptophyta; Magnoliopsida; Solanales; Convolvulaceae.
CAAGAGAGAUAGAGAGAGCGAGCGAGCGAGGCGUACAGAUAAACAGAUGAAGAAUCUAAUCUAACUAUUUUCUUUUCCUGAGCUAUAAAUUUCUGUCUCCAUUGAAUUGAACAAUUUGUCGGAUGAACAGAUGUUGGAGUAUUCAGAUUCGCUCUCAUUUCCUUCUGAGCCUCCUCACAUCGGCAACUGGUUUUCGAGCUAUGUGCACGAGUCUCCAGUGCUGAGUAGCAUUGAUGAUUUGGAGUGUGAACCUGGAGAGGAAAAAACCAGUGAAGAGAAGUUUGUUAAAAGCAGGGCUUUUGGAAGAGAGAUCUGUUUGCCUUCUGGUGAUCAUGCAGCUCCAAAUGAAGACAAAUGCGCUAUUGAGUUUCUGAGAUCAUCAGAGUACCCUGACCUUUCUUAUGAGCCUUCAGAUGUCAAUGACAGUUUCUCUAGCUAUGUACCUGAAACUCCAAUGUCUGAUGAAGAUGGUGAUCUCAGUAUCCCAGGAUCAAACAACAUAACUGAUUUGAAAGACAAUGGUAACUCCAGAGGAUUCAUUUGUGAAAGCAUCAAAGGGAAAGCAGAAAGCUUUUCUGAAGAUAUUAGACAGGGAACAACAGAUGGUUACCUUUCAAAAGGCCUUGUUAGGUGUAAUGCCUCUGUUGAAGCUAACUGUGCAAAUCAGGUUAUAAGAUCUUCAGAUUACCUUUCGCCUUCUCCUGAACCCCCAGAUAUCAAUGACUGCUUUGAUAGCUAUGUCCCUGAAACUCAAGAAUUUGAUGCAAGUAAUGAUUGCAGAGCCCCAGAAUCAAAUGAUAAUGAACUCAAUGACCAUGAUGGUCAGAGAUGGUCCAGUUCUAGUCUGGGAAAAGAAGAAAAAGAUGUGAAAUGUACUAGAAACGGAAUGAAGGAAAAAAGUGCUGUGCAACUGUUAGAAGGCCUUGCUAAGUUCACAUCCAAGGAAAAUUACAAAAAUGUAUGUCAGAAUUCACCAUCUACUGACGACAUUGCACUUUCUUCAGAGCCCCCAGACAUUAAGAACUGGUUCUCCAGCUAUGCAUAUGAAACUCCAACAUUAGACAGUGGUGAUGGAUUCAGCAUUCUCAAAUAUGAAGAAAGUGAAUUCGACAUUGAAGAACGCAGCCGUGCUGGCCAAAAGGAACUGCAUAACUUAGGUUCUAGGAAAGCUGUAUUAUUUGCCAAUGAUAGUAACACUUAUCAGCCUUCCCCUAAGAGGGGCCAUGACUUGGCUGGAAACAAAAACUUAUUUUCUCAGGAAAACACUGAUAAGAAGAAGAUGCAGAUCCUUGAUUAUAACUCAACUGAAGAUUUUGUGACCUCAUUAGAUGGAAAAAGCUCUGCUGAGAAGCUGGACAAAACAUUCUCUGAAAUGGAUGGUCUUAGGUUGUCAAAUACCAACAUUCCUUCACCUAAUAAACACGAAACUCCAUCUUUGAUUCAAAGGUGGGAUUCUGCAGAACAAAACCUAGUAUUAUCUAAAGACAGCAUGAAAACUACAGAUGCUUUACUGCCCAUAUAUAGUUUAAAUACGAGUACGGUGACUAGACAGUCAUCCCAAAUGGAGCCUGGGGGAAGAAUCUGCAAAGAAAACGAUGGAAAUCGCUCUGCAGAUAAUGGUUUCAUUUCAACAAGAAAGAUCAGAAGUAGGAAACUGCAUGAUGAAAAUUCUCUUGUGAAGCCUGGUGGGGUUGAUUGGUCUGGCUCUCUAAGAAAUGAGACCAAGUAUAGACCAAUCUAUGAUAAGGAUACUGCUGCAAGAAGGGUUUUCUUAGACACCACUAACAUUCAGCAGAGUCAACCACCUGAUGGAUCACAGAUUACAGGUAAAUGGAGGUGUCCCCAGAAGCGUAAGCCACAUCUAGGUCCUCCUUUGAAGCAGCUUCGGCUAGAGCAAUGGAUUAGGAGAGUAUGAAAAGUAGUAUAUGCUUGAACAGAGAUUUGGAUAUGAAGGGCAACAACUCAUGUAGUCAUGUAUUGGACUUCUCUGAAGAAAGUCAAAAGCAUAUUCGUCUCAUUUGUAUUGUGUUUAAAUCUUAAUACUUUCAAUUUCACCUCCAUUGCGCUUAAUCCUUCUGCUUGUAGAUUCUUAAACAAUACAAGCUGUUUAAUAAGUCGGUUUGCUUUGUUUAUUAA